AUUGAACAGUGGUGCCGUGCUGUCAAAUUUAAACUCGCUGCCUUUUUGGUGAGAAUUCGCGACUACCAUCGUUACCUGUUUGAGAUCAGAGACUGGGAGCUGUCAGGACGCCUGAUUGGCACAGAACAGGAUGGACAAGCACGAGCUCUUCGCAGAGAGCUCAUCACGCUGGGUCCUCCAUGGGGAGACGUGACGGUUCACAGGAAUAUGCCACCACUCAAGUUCUACUACGACUUUAAAUCUACAAUAUCGCUUUACACUAUUGUGUGGGGGCCGUGUUGGGACCCUGCCUGGACUUUGAUUGGACAGUCUAUCGACCUGCUGACCAAACCCUCAGUGGAUCCGUCACCUCUGCUGACCUGGUGGGACAAAAGUCGAUUGCUCCUGCACGGGCGCUGGGUUAUGGACAUUGAUCAGGCCAAUCUUCAUCAGUUGGCAACCGAAGACCCAUAUAACACCACAGAAAACUUGCACUGGGAGUGGACUAUACUGAACUGUGAAUGGAACCCUGGGCAGUUUGUGUUUAAAGGAGAUUUGGACGUUAACGUCCGGACUGCAUCUAAGUAUGAUGAUAUCUGCUUUCUACACCUGCCCAACCUCUACAUGACACUUGACCUUCAGUGGCUUUGUCAUGGCAACCCUCAUGACCACCAUGCUGUAAUGCUCUGCUGUGCAGAGAAUGUGGCAGAUGUAACCUCAGGACAACCUCAUGAUUCCUACAGAGCUUUUCGCUCUGAAAACCUUAACCUCUCCAUCUCCAUGGACCUUAACCAAAACAGUGGCCCAGAACCUUGCCAGCCCAGAAUCCUGCUGUACAGCAGUACCCUGCGCUGGAUGCAGAACUUCUGGGCCACCUGGACCAGUGUGUCGCGACCAAUCUGUAGAGGCAAACUCUUCCAAAGUCUCAGGCCGUCCCGCAAGAAGCUGAGCCAACACUACAAACAGAUGUCCUACACUGCUACCUUCCCACAACUGCAAGUGCUUUACUGGGCCUCGUCUGCCCAGCAGAGAGGUAUCCAGGUAGAAUGCAGUAAAGGCCAUGUUUUCACUCAAGGAGUACAGAGACUUAUUCCACAGGCUGGUACUGUAAUGAGGAGGCUGAUCUCCAAGUGGAAUGUGACUCAAAUGGUUAGUGAGUUAUCACAGGUAACUGUUCACCUGAUGGCCUCCACCUGGGAUGAGACAGCUGACCACCAGCUGAAUGCUCAGGUGAAGAAGACUCACCUGCUCAGUUUGUCCUCUCUGAGCUACCAGCGGCAGAGCACUCGCAUGGAGGAGGAGGUGAACCAGAAGGAUGAGACUAAUGCCUCUUACACGCACAAACUGUUCCUUGUGGACCUCCGUGCUUCUUGGACCACCACUAACAGGAACAUAGCCUUUGGGCUCUAUGACGGUUAUAAAAAGGCAGCUGUUCUCAAGAGGAAUCUUUCCACUGAAGCUUUGAAAGGUCUGAGAAUCGACACUCAGCUGGACUCUAAGAAGCUGAAACGCGCUCCUUCUAACUUUUCUUCCACCACGGCCCCAACGACGCCAGUCACGUCCACCAUAAACCGAGCAGAAAAAAGUCAAAACGAAGGAACAACAAUGCUCCAGAAACUCAUUGAAGAAACUGAUAAGUUUGUGGUUUUCUCAGAGGAGGAAUUAGGUGUUACUGACCAGCUUUGUGGCCUUGCUGCCUUUCAUACAGACAGUGUCUAUAAUCAUAACUGGUUCAUUGAGUUGGUCAACUGUCAGAUGAUGCUGCGCGGCACGGAAACUGCAGGCUGUGUGUUAGUAUCUGCAGCCAAGGCUCAGCUGCUGCAGUGUGAACAUCACCCAGCCUGGUACAAUGACACGCUCAAGCAGAAAACCACAUGGACCUGCAUGCUUGACGGUAUGCAGUAUUUUGCCACUAUGGAGCCAAACCCAUCUGAAGAUGAGGACAGGCAGCUGUGGCUGGAGGUGAAGAACAUUGAGGAACACAGGCAGCAAAACCUUGACUCUGUGCUGGAGUUGAUGGAGAGUGGCCAGGCUGUUGGAGGAAUGGUCAGCACAACUACUGAUUGGAACCAACCAGCUCAGGUGAACGAGGCCCAGCAGGUUCAGCGAAUCAUCUCGCGUUGUAACUGUCGCAUGUACUACAUCAGUUACAGUCACGAUGUUAACCCGGAGCUGGCUACACAGAUCAAACCGCCAGAGAUGAACAACCAGGAGAAAGAGGACCUGUUGAAAAAACAGGCCGGAGCUGUGGACACCUUCACCCUCAUUCACCAUGACCUUGAAAUAUCUACCAAUCCCGUGCAGUAUGCUAUGAUCCUGGACAUCGUAAACAACCUGUUGUUACAUGUGGAACCCAAACGCAAGGAGCACAGUGAGAAAAAGCAGCGUGUUCGCUUCCAGCUUGACAUUUCUAGUAACCCAGAGGAGCAGCGCAGCAGUAUCUUACACCUCCAGGAGGCCGUCAGACAACACCUUGCCCAGAUUAGGAGACUUGAGAAACAGAUUUACUCCAUCAUAAGGGCGCCACCUGAGGAACUGAGUAGUACCGAACUGAAUGAGAUCAAUGAGGCACUGCAGAACCAGCUAAACAAAGAGAAGAAUGACAUGCAGAUGAAGAGUGAAGAACUCAACAUUCUCAUCAGAUGUUUUAAGGACUUCCAGCUGCAAAGGGCAAACAAGCUGGAGCUACGUAAACCCCCAGAAGAUGCCAGUGUAGUGCGGCGAACAGAGAUCUACUUUGCUCAGGCCCGCUGGUAUUUGACUGAGGAGGACGGUCAGCUGGGCAUUGCCGAGCUGGAGCUCCAGAGGUUUAUGUACAGCAAGUUGAACAAGUCUGACGACACGGCAGAGCAUCUGUUGGAGGUCAGCUGGUUCACGAUGUACAACCUGCUGCCCGAUGCAGUGUACAAGGUUGUACUUCGACCUCAGCGCCCCUGGCACUCAGUCCGGCAGUUUGCUUUGCGCAUCUUCAGUAAAGUGCGCCCUCCAGUGGGAGGGAUCUCCGUCAAGGAGCACUUUGAGGUAAAUGUGGUGCCUGUCACCAUCCAGCUCAUGUACCAGUUCUUUAAAAGAAUGAUGGGAUUUUUCUUCCCUGGAAGAAAUGUUGAGGAGGAAGAGGUUACAGAUGAAGAAGACAAGUUCCGGUUGGUUACUACUGCUAUUGCAGUCAAGCCUCGGCAGCCGUCAGAGGAUACUAUGGGUGCUAUGGGCCCAAGCAAAGGGUGUACCCAGGGACUGAACCGCGCUGGUGUGAGGAGGUUUUUUGAAAAAAAUCCUUUUGUCAUCCACCAGCAUCCUGUUGAUGACAUUGAUAAGAUGAAGGAGAGAGCUGCUAUGAACAACUCCUUCAUCAUUAAGAUCCCCCAGGUGCCCCUGUGUGUCAGCUAUAAGGGGGAGAAGAGUAGUGUGGACUGGAAGGACUUGAACCUGGUUCUGCCCUGCUUGGAAUACCACAACCACACUUGGACAUGGCUGGACUUUGCGGCUGUGAAAAGGGACAGUCGGAAAGCACUUGUCGCUCAGAUGAUAAAGGAGAAGCUUCGCCUGAAGCCUGCUGCAGAGUCGGACCUCCUGAACAGCCUGCAGCAGCAGCAGGUGGAGGAGGAGAAGGCGCGGCUCCUCAUCGGCUACAGUCCUGCUGUCAAGAGUUCCAGCAAGAAGAGCAUCUUCAGUCGACGCAAGUAAACCGUGAGUCCUCGCGUUCUCACAAAACCUGAAGUACACCGUCUGGUCUGCUUCACGGUAAGAAGAGCAGUCUGGUGUCAUGGAUGCACAAAGAAUUCACAAGAGAGGUGGUCAAGAAAUCCUGAAUGUUUUUGUUUUAAAAAGUAUUCUCUGUCAGAAUUGCAAAAAGAUGCAGGAUGAACAGGAUGUCAGAAUAAAUAUUAUGAUAUAAAAUUUUAUGACUGUAAAGUGUCACGCUACAGCAAAAAAGAAUUUGGUAAGUGUACUGAAAUGUUUGUGUCCUCUGCUUUCUUAAAGAUGUUUUCUUCUGAAUUUGUACAAAAGGGCUACGAACCUGAAAUGAAAAGAAACCGUGUAUUAAAAGUGACAAAGGCAGAAAACCUUUUUUAUUUGUUUUUUUAAAUGUGCCUUAUUACAUCACUUCACACCACAGAGUACUGUCCUGUAGGGGUGG
Messenger RNA from Thalassophryne amazonica, 4117 nucleotides. RefSeq names its product protein KIAA0100-like. The record is from RefSeq and is a predicted model, not a curated record. Lineage: Eukaryota; Metazoa; Chordata; Actinopteri; Batrachoidiformes; Batrachoididae.